AUGCCUUCAAAUAGUUCAUAUUUUAAACGUAACGUCAAGCGGAUUGAUACAAUUUGUUCAAGGGAUUCUCAUAUUGUGCAGUUGUCUGCAGUUAGAAAUGAUGAGGUUUUCAACAAAUACAUCAUUCCAGAAAAACCAAUGUCCUCAAAAGCUACAGAAAUUACUGGAAUAAAAGUAGUCAACAAUAAAAUGUACCACAAUGAUGAGGAAGUUGAGACAGUCAGCAUUAAGGAUGCACUGAUCCAGUUUAUCGACUUCAUAAAGAAAUCGGAGUCAGAUGCUGUUCUAGUUGGACACAACUCCAAAGUGUUUGACCUUCCUGUGCUGUUCAACAUUUUGAGUAAAUUAAACAUUUUGGAGGCAUUCUCAUCUGCAGUCAUUGGUUUCAUUGAUACCUUACCUCUUUUCAAAAUUUCGCAUCCAAACUUUUCAUCAUACUCACAGUUACACCUCUUCGAAGAAAUUCUACAAGACAAAUACAGUGCGCAUGACUCAUUACAGGAUGUCUUAGCCUUGAAGAGAUUGUUGGACCAUACAGGACCUUCCCCUGAAGUCAAACUUGCUGCAUCUUUCACUUCAAACUCUGCCUUUGCCAUAUUCCAUCACAAGAACACAACAAAAAGUCUAAUGAGCACACUAAAGCCUUUAUUGGACCAAAAGGUGAUUUCGAAUGGAAUGGGAAAUAAGAUUGCCAGCAGUGGACUCUCUUUAUCACACUUACAACUGGCUUAUCGCAGAAAUGGUAGGGAGGGAGUACAGGAUGUGCUGACAGAGAUAACAGAUAACAGUGUGCGUGUGACAAAAUCUAGAAAAAUCAUUGAUUCUGUUGCAGAUUUUCUCAGAUCUGAGCAAAACCUUUGGGAGAGGGAAAGGCUAAGGAGUAAACCCUACAGAAAUCCGGAGUACCACAAGGCUGUUGGUAUAACCACACUUCUGGCAACUCUGACCGUGCCACAGAAAUUGGCCGUCCAGGUUGGGACGUCAGCCCGGAAAGGCAGCUACCUAGCUAGGAGAAGAUAA
Messenger RNA from Saccostrea cuccullata (small rock oyster), 1020 nucleotides. RefSeq lists its product as uncharacterized. Gene Ontology annotation, biological process: DNA catabolic process. Gene Ontology annotation, molecular function: nucleic acid binding; 3'-5'-DNA exonuclease activity. Gene Ontology annotation, cellular component: cytoplasm. The coding region runs from base 1 to 1020 and encodes 339 amino acids. The transcript is spliced from 3 exons. NCBI's taxonomy places the organism in Eukaryota, Metazoa, Mollusca, Bivalvia, Ostreida, Ostreidae. The record is from RefSeq and is a predicted model, not a curated record.